CAACAGAUGAUGAAACCCACUUUGAUGCUUUGUAUUGUCGAGCUCCGCAAUCGUUCCAUGUUGCCGGAUAUGUUGGAGAACUGCGUCAGUGGUCUGUAAUGGUCAUCGUAUCGAAAUUCCGCUCACAGUUGUCCGUCAGUUCUUCAUAUGACGGCAACAGACGUGACAUUAGAAAACGCAAAGACCGCUUACACCCUCAUUUUGCUUUUUCCUUUCGAGAAUUUACGCUACCAGACCUAUAGGAAGUGGCCCACUUUCUUUAAUCACGCGUUUUCGUCGCUUGUUUUAUUCUCUCUGCAGAUAAUCUCUCCUUGGCAGCUAGAUACAGCUCCACCCAUGUCCGAACCAAUUCCAGAGUCCGUUCCCACCUCGGCGGAUCCGCGCUCAAAGCGGCCUACCAAGCGCCGAGUCAUGACACCUUCGAGUGCGCAGGCCUCAUCUGUAGAAGCACUAUUUGCCAAGCCAGAUCGUGAGAUCACCGUUCCCGGUGGACCAAAGCCGAAAACCCUUGCGCCUCCGCCAGAGAUUGUUGCCAACGUGCAAGGAUCAAGUGCUGGUGCCGGCUCAGGUGAAUUCCACGUGUAUAAAGCAAGCCGGCGAAGAGAAUACGAGCGUCUCCGAAUGAUGGAUGAUGAAGUUAAACGUGAGAAGGGAAACGAAGACUUUGAAAGACAGCGAGAGGAGAUGAAAGCCAAGGACGACGCAAAGACGAGCAAAAACAAGGCGCGGAGAGAAAAGCAAAAGGCUAGAAAAACAAAGGGUAAAACGGAACCAGCGAAGGGUUCGGAUUCAUCUGCUCGGGCAAAGGCGAAUGGUGUGUCUGGUUUGCCAGCAGCUGAGACAAUUACAGCGGAGUCACCUGCCUCUGGGGCCCACCUCGCGUCGACAUCAGACAACCCAAAUCCCGAGGAGAUAGGCAUUAUCAUUCAUGACGAUGACUGAAAAGCCGCACGCGGUUUGAGCGAAAGGAGCUAUCCGCGGUUGCUAUUGUUGGAUGAUUCCCACUGGUUAAUUGCAUUCAUAUGGCGUUUGGGCUCAGGCAUGAGUACGGGAGGCAAAAGCAAGUAAAUUUAAGUUUAUUCCGAAUGGAUCUAUAUUUUCGGGAUACCCGAAGGUGCUUCUCCCUUUGCAUACAUCUCAGCAUAUCAAAAUCCAAAUCCGUUGGUGAUCUACCGUGAAUCCUACAAUUCAAACUCUUUCUUUCCGAAUGUCCAAGCUCAAUAACGUCUCAUAAUCGCAUAUACCCAGCUACUGAACGUUGCCCCAGACACAA
Xylona heveae TC161 is the source of this 1273-nucleotide messenger RNA. Its product is annotated as DUF1168-domain-containing protein. NCBI's taxonomy places the organism in Eukaryota, Fungi, Ascomycota, Xylonomycetes, Xylonales, Xylonaceae. The transcript has a single exon. The annotation marks the transcript as partial. Gene Ontology annotation, molecular function: protein kinase inhibitor activity; protein kinase binding; double-stranded RNA binding. The record is from RefSeq and is a predicted model, not a curated record. Gene Ontology annotation, biological process: negative regulation of protein kinase activity. Gene Ontology annotation, cellular component: nucleolus.